Zootermopsis nevadensis is the source of this 2820-nucleotide messenger RNA. Lineage: Eukaryota; Metazoa; Arthropoda; Insecta; Blattodea; Termopsidae. The record is from RefSeq and is a predicted model, not a curated record.
AGUCCUACUUAACUUUCUUUAGAAACAGAAAUGAGGGCAAGAAUGGCAUUGAGUGCAACAUAACAUUCAGUUAUGAUCUAAUCAUAGUUUAAAGAAACUUCAGCUCAACUAAAACAAUUAAUGGGAUGUACAAAUAGUCCUAGAGUAUAUGAGACAGUGAUGUGCUUGCUUCACAGUUCUUCUGUCUCAAGGCUAGCUGGUGAGAUGUUGUAUCUGUUGUGGUUGCUGGUGCUGUGUUUUGCUGUCAGGGGGCAGGAGGUCAAUCACUGGACACACAGUGAUUUAGGAAAUGACACUGUAGUGGAACAGGAUGAGAGAUUCUCUUCAAUUUUUGAUGUGACCCUCUUCAAGAACAUUCAGUGCACUGGAAUCCUGGAGCAGCAAGGGACAUGCUAUUCAAGGGCAGAGUGUUCCUUAGUUAAAGGAAUAGCUUCUGGGAGCUGUGCCCGAAACUGGGGUGUCUGCUGUGUCAUUCAUAAGUCAUGUGGCUCGUCCACAAAAUUCAAUGGCACUUAUUUCAACAACCCUGGCUUCCCUGGGUUAUAUAAGGAUGGGGACUCUACACUUUGCACCAUAACUGUCCAUAAGAAUAAUCCUAAUAUUUGCCAGUUACGUGUUGAUUUGUUUGAGUUAACCCUUACUCAACCAAAUGCUGAAGGAGCGUGUAAUGUAGAGCACCUUGAUAUAACAGGUGGUGCUUCUUCGGUGCCUGUCAUCUGCGGUGACAACAGUAACCAACAUGUAUAUGUGGACUUCCAAGAAGAUAAUGCCCCAAUUCAAAUCAGUAUUAGAUCCACCUCAGCAGCAACUACCAGUCACAAGUGGAAUAUCGGGCUUACCCAAAUAGAAUGUUCAAGUUCUGAGCGAGCUCCAGCAGGUGCUCUGAUGUACUACAGAGAAUUGCAAGGCACUGUGAAGAGUUUCAACUAUGGUACAAGUAUUGAUAUGGACAGGACACGACAGAUUAUCAACACAAAUUAUGGAGUGUUUGUUCGAGCAGCAAGUGGGUACUGCAGCAUAGAGUGGACACAAACUUCGGGUGAUCUAUACUCCUUCACUAUGACGCGAGGUACAGAUGCAAUUCUUCCAUCUGAUCUUGGAACUGCCGCAGUAGCUGAAAGUGGUAUAGACUGUACCACUGAUUUUAUUGUAAUACCAAAUCCAUUCCAAAAUGCAAUGAGCCUAAACACCGACAGAUUUUGUGGCAAUGCACUGUUGCCAACCACAAUCUUCCCAUUCUUCAGUUUAAUCCGCUUCAAGAAUGUACAGUGCACUGGAACCAAUGGGCAGUAUGGGACAUGCUUCUCAAGGAAGGAAUGCUCUAAUGCAGGUGGUGUAGCAUCUGGGAGCUGUGCUCGGAACUGGGGCACUUGCUGCAUCAUUCAGAAGUCGUGUGGUUCAUCUACCCACCUCAACUGCACAUAUUUCACCAAUCCUGGCUUCCCCAGUGUGUACACUGGCAGUGGACGCUGCAGUAUUGCUGUCUACAAGUGUAACUCUAACAUUUGCCAGUUACGUGUUGACUUACUUGACUUCACUGUUUCUGAGCCAGAUGCCACUGGAGUCUGUACUAAUGAUUACCUUGAAAUAGCAGGUGGCGCUUCCUUUGUACCUCGUAUCUGCGGUGAAAACACCAAUGAACAUGUAUAUGUGGAUUUCCCUGCAGACAACACACCAAUUCAAGUCAGCAUCAGAACUGACCCAUCAGUAUCUGUUAAUCGCAACUGGAAUAUUAAGCUCACCCAAAUAGAGUGCACCAAUCCUGAGCGAGCCCCAACUGGUUGUCUGAUGUAUUAUACAGCACUGGAAGGCACUGUGAAGAGUUUUAACUACAGUCCAUCUGGUAGGGGUACUGACAUGUAUGGGACACGACAGAUUGCCAACACAAACUACGGAGUAUGUGUUCAGAUGGCACCAGGGUACUGCAGCAUACGAUGGCAACAAAAUCCAAGCGACCCAUACUCAUUCACUGUGUCAGGAGACACAGACGGAAUUGAUCCCAGUCUACUUGGAACUGCCGCAGUAGCUGAAAGUGGUAUAGACUGUACCACUGAUUUUAUUGUAAUACCAAAUCCAUCCCAAAAUUCGAUGAGCCUAGAUACCGAUAGGUUUUGUGGCAAUGCACUGGUGCCAACUACAACUUCUUCCAAGCCGUUUGUGUUGACCGUCGUAACAGACGAUACUGAACUGACUAGUGGAGAUGUUGCAAACAGAGGCUUCUGUCUCAUGUAUCAACAGUUACCUUGCAUGUGAACAGUGGUUCCUGGCUUAACAGUUACAAGUUCUGUAAGUUUCUGACUGGUUUACUGGCAAUUUGAAGAGAAUUCAUUAAGACUCGCACAUUAUUAUCUAGGGUUUUGUAUGUUUGUGUGUGACUUACAUUUAGCAGCAAGCAGAUUGAGGGCAUUUGAGAACUGGGUGGUGAAGAGAAGAGAGGAAUUAAAAGGAAGCUGGAAAUUAGAAGCUUCAUAAUGUGCACUUUUCACCAAAUAUUAUCAAUGUGAUCAAAUCAAGGUGGAUCAGAUAGGAGGAGCAUGGGGAAACGGUGAAGGUAUCUUAACAUGAUUUUUCAAAGAAGCAAAUAUUAAAUACUUCCUUUAGUCUGCAUAGACCCAGUCUACGCGUAGAGAUUAGAACUACAUCUCUCAAGAAAUCCAAGGUGGUCAUCGAGUUUCAAGUUAAUAUUCAUGUGUAUUUAUUCCCACCUUUUGUGAGUUUUUGUCUUCUGGUUUUAUUGGCGUUUAUGAAUUUAGUUUUCUACAUACUAUUCUUUUACGUCCCACGGAUGGAUGGUGUGGUUAUGCCUUUUUAUUCUGGGAC